AUGGGGAUGCAUAGCUUGAAAAACCCGCUGACGGACACAAUCAUCAACUCAGAGGAUGGUCUACACUGGCCCAUAGAAGUGCUCGGCAUCAUCAAGACAUCUCAGCUGAGAAGCCUCUUUAUUUUUUCAUCAUAUUGGGGGAUUGCUCAGAGCGGGGGGCAUGUCUCGAAGCCACAUGUUCUCGAAACAAGGGCCUCUCGGGUAAUAGUUCUCUGCAUCACCUACUUGACCCAUAAUAUUUUGGGUGGUCAGCCCAUCAUCAUGCAAUGGUCAUCACUGCCUCUGGACAAGACGCCUUGCCGGGUCUCCUCAAUUGAAUGCCCAUUCGUACCUAUCACUCCUUUGGCUUCAGCAUCGGUUAAGCGGGGUUCUCAUAAUCUUAGAGAUCGUAACAUACACAAGCAGGGAAAAAGGCUUUACCCAGCUCUUCGGCAUUCAAAUUUUGAACCUGCCUAG
This is a messenger RNA of Ilex paraguariensis (yerba mate), 456 nucleotides long. Lineage: Eukaryota; Viridiplantae; Streptophyta; Magnoliopsida; Aquifoliales; Aquifoliaceae. The record is from the annotation of a GenBank genome assembly.